This is a messenger RNA of Caenorhabditis elegans, 404 nucleotides long. It is a transcript of the gene ddp-1, whose product is annotated as Mitochondrial import inner membrane translocase subunit Tim8. Lineage: Eukaryota; Metazoa; Nematoda; Chromadorea; Rhabditida; Rhabditidae. Gene Ontology annotation, cellular component: mitochondrial inner membrane. The coding region runs from base 6 to 257 and encodes 83 amino acids. The transcript is spliced from 2 exons. The record is from RefSeq and is marked reviewed.
AGGAAAUGGACUCGGCCGACCCUCAACUCAAUCGAUUCCUCCAGCAACUGCAGGCGGAGACGCAGCGUCAAAAAUUCACCGAACAAGUGCACACGCUCACCGGUCGCUGCUGGGAUGUGUGCUUCGCCGACUACCGUCCGCCAAGCAAGAUGGACGGCAAGACUCAGACCUGUAUUCAGAACUGCGUAAACCGCAUGAUCGACGCCAGCAACUUCAUGGUCGAGCACUUGUCCAAGAUGAACGGAGGACACGUCUAAAAAUCGAUGAAAAUCCCCUUUUAACCUUCAAUUUUUCUUUGUUAACUGUUAUAACACAUACUGUUUAGGCUCUUUUCCAUAAAUUUUCCCUUAAAUUCGACGUUUUAAGCGCUGGAUCAUAUAAAAUAGUGAAGAAAUCUAUGUAAA